UGAUUGAUUGAUUUUAUGUAUACUGUACACGUUGAACAAUGGGAAUGCCUUUUCACAACAAUGAGCGAUACAAGCAGAACGUAAAACUUGAAAGCCAAUCGAUGUCAGGGGAUUCACACCUGAAAAAUCAAACUUUUUGUAUGGAAGUGACAUUAUGGAUAUAGUGAAACAUAUUGCGGAAAAGAUGGUGUAGACAGGACUGAGCAGACUGACUCCAACUUGAAGCUACCCCCAAUCCCUGUCAUGAUGCCUGUCUCUCAGCUCGCUACCAGCUCCGUUAAGAUCAUGAAACAUCCACCUACAACCACAGAGAACUUUGAGUUCAACAUCGGUCAAUCAUCAGACCUGCGCUGUCUGGCAUCCAAAGGCACUACGACCUGUACCCGUUGCGAGUCAUGCGUGGUCCGCACCAGACUUCUAGAAACCAGGCAGUGGUUCCCUCGGGCCGGGGAGAAAUCAAAGAAGAAAUUUGUCUUGGGGCUUGUACGUCGUUUUGACAGUGCGAACCUGUUCUCGUACAUUGUCCGCAUUCUCAAACCACUAUGCGGGAAGGACUACCUAUACUCCCGAUCCAGGGCCAACCCGGGGCUUGUGGGUGAUCACGUUGAUGCAGGCUGUGAUCGUGCAUUAAAGGAGCAGGUGAUGGAGACGAUGAUGUCUGAUACAUUGAGAUGGUUUGCAAGUGCUCCUUACUGGAGUAAGUCUAACUUUGCCCUUGGUGUGCUGCAGACGUGCAACGGAGAGCUGGUACAUGCCGUCUGCAAGCUAUCACAGACGAUGCUCAUCAAUGAACAGCAGAAACAGAUCCGUAGGAACAAAGAUGUUGACUAUGAAAAUGAGUCAUUAGCAGACACUGUGUUCUCCUACAAGUCCUAUGAGCAUCCUGACCACAAUCUCCUACGUGCCGCCUCCUCUGCGUACUCUCAUCCCAUCAGCCCCUUUCCCCGGGAGGAGAACAGCUCCCUCGCCCCUGAUCACAUCACCGUGGAGGAUGAGUCUGAGCCGGGAGACAUCAGCAGCAGCAUCUCUUGCUCGGCCAGCCUCGUCUCCCUGGAUCCUACCUGCGUGGUGCUCCCCGCCAUGGGUAAAGCUCUAUCAGGGAUCAGACAGAAUGUGGAUUUUGUCAGGGAGCUGCCGGUCCACCUCUCCAAGUACAUCCUGAGCUUCCUGGACUACGAGGACUUAAUGCACUGCGGCAGAGUGAGCCCUCACUGGUGUUAUAUCUCCAAGGAGGUGGAGGAAGACAUGAAGCUGAGGCAGAUCGUAUGGGAAGAGGUCAUGCUCAUGCAGGGCUCAUCAGCUAAAGGAGGGAACCCCAUGUUUGCCAAGCAUGUAGACAUUGCAGUCCCUCGCUUGGCGGGGGAUUCCUACGACGUCCUCCUAGCGGACGUACCUCCGGAGGAGAUGAACUUCAAGAGUGAUAUCAACCAGGAGGCAUCCUACAGCGGUGUUGUUACUCGAGAUGUGGCAAUGGAGGAAAGGAAUAUCUACUGUGGGGCUUACAAUGUCAUGGUGCUUAGUGACCAAGAGGACAUCAACAGGGUGGUCAAUUACAACUUUGGUCAGUUAGUGGCCAUUGGAUCAUUUGACCGUCAUGUGAGAUUCAUUGAUUGUAUCAGUGGUCAAGAGACUGGUCCUAUUAUCACUGGACAUGCAGGCUCCAUCAAGUCACUCUAUAUCAAUGAAGCUAGAGGGUUUGUCAUGAGUGGGAGCUAUGAUACCAGUAUCAGGUGUUGGGACAUCGUGAGUGGUCGUCCUGUGAAGAUCUUUCAUGGCCAUAUAGGAACUAUCCUGUGUUUAGACAUGUACGAGAACACCUUAGUAUCAGGAAGCAAGGACAACCAGGUCAAAGUGUGGAACUUUGAGACAGGGAAGUGUUGGCGUACCUUCAAGCAUCGCUAUCAGAUCAAUGCAGUGUCUGUCCAUAAAGACACGGUGGUCAGCGGGUGUGAGGAAGGCAAGGUCAAGGUCUGGAGCAUCAAGGAUGCUUGUCUCUUAAAGGUACUGUACCAGUCGCCGAAGCAUCUGAACCGCCUUGGUCUCCCCGAUCCUAACACUCACCAGGGUCCCAUCACCAGCGUGAAGGUUGAUGAUUGGCAUAUCAUCUCAGGCAGUAUGGACGGCUAUGUCCUGGUGUGGAGUGCCAUAGGAAACCAUGAUAGAUGCAUUAAUGCUAUAAGACACCCAAAUCCAGUUCUCUGUAUCCACAUGGCCUACCUACGUCUGGUAACAGGAUGUGAAGAUGGUAAGCUGAGGAUCUGGAACAUGUUUACAGGAGACUGUCUCAGGGUCAUGAGAGGCAACAGUCGCUCUGAUCCCAUCGUCGCCAUCAACCCUUGUGGGGAAAGGUUGUUGCUUCAAACCAUCACCAACCUUCUGAUGCUUUGCUUUGAAGAAGUUGAGUGGAACUAUGAUCAAAAUGAGAAGAUUGAGCUCCUAAGAUACAAGAACCAUUAUGGGGAUGCUCCUCUACGGCAGCAAAACUAUUCCUUAGUUCGUGCACAACGAAGCCAGCUAGCUCAAUCAGCAAAUCCCAAAAUCAUUGCACACACCAAUGCUCAGACGGACAAGGGCAAGACGAACUUAACUCAUAGCACAAGAUUUCUGAGCAACAGAAGUUUGCAGAGUGCCAAAAAGACCCAGGAAGUGUGUGUUAAUGUCACCCUGACACAGAAUAUGAAGGGCCCUCUGUAUCAUAAUGUCCAAGGUCUUCGAUCUGGAAACAUUGAUGCCCAGACAGAUCUGGGCCUAGUUGAAAUGAAGGGACAGACGUCCACGUACAGGGUGAAUUCCCGCCCACCAACCGGACGUUCAAGGUGCAAGUCUAGCUUAUCGACUAGCAAGGGGUCUUCAGAGCUUCUCUCGGGAUCCUCAUCUGGUGUAGCAUCAUCAAUUAAGAUAGCAGAGUCUAGACCCACCACAGCACAUUCUGGACAAUCAAGAGGAGUAUCUCUUGGUCCAUCACAGGCUGUUACAUCAAGUGUAUCUCUUGGUCAAGAAUUGUAUGAGAAGCGUCCAACCACAGCCAUGUCAACUCAGAGCAGCCAACUGAAGUUCACCAAGUUCCAGCUCCCAAUGAGAGGACACAGUGCUCCUGUGAGACGAAACAAGACAGCUGAUGAUGCUGUCUCACUGUCAGAAGCUAAGUCCCUUCUGCGCUCUCAGCAGAGGAUCACUAAUGAGGGUGUGAAACGUGAUCGCCUUCUUCUGACUUGGGGCAACAUAGAGGAAAGUAAAAAGAACAAUGAAGUAGUGAACAAUACCCUUGCCAAUGCACUUCACAUUGAUUAUGUAGGCUAUGCAGCCCCAAGCAAGUCCUCUAAUUUAUCAUCAAACUCCUCAAGGAUGUCUACUAUAUCAAGAGUUUCAUCAAGGAAAGGCGCGAUUCCCAAGACUCCAACAGCCCCUAUCUCAAAAGAAAUCAUUGUUAAGACUCUUGAACAUGUUGAACAGGAUGUCAAGCCACAAAAGAGCAUUCAUCCAAAGACCACUGUUUCUACGGUUCCUAAAGCAAACUUGAUCAGACCACAGACUGCACAGGUUCUAGAGAGAACAGAGUUGAGACAGCCUGCAAACAUGCACACCAAUAACAAAACCCCUGAUCGUCGAUGCCAGAGUGCAUCAAUGUUGAGGACAUCCAUGUUAUCUCCUACUUCCCAGUUUGAAGUGAGUCACAUGGUCAGUCCUGUACGAAAGAAGAAAAGCCACGGUUGGACAACAUCCCACACAGAACCAGUGACCAUUGUACCUAUGCUGAUAGGGAAAGGUAGUAGUGGUAUCUCUUCGGAGACAAAGAAAUCCGAGUCCCAUCAGAAGCCAUCGACCACAUCAAGACUGAGCAUGAUCCAGAAGCCGGUCCAGGAUCCCUUGACCAACCACGGGGAGUUUCAGGUCCGGACCAGACAGCAGACCCAGGAUUAUCUCCAGUAUGUGACUGGGAUCCAGGAGAAAUACUUCCAGGAGCAGAGUGAAGAGGAGAAGAUGAAACAGAGAAAGAUGUGGCUCCAGGUAGCAAGAGGUAAGAGGUCAAGCAGUGUACCUCCAAGGAGAGCUCCUCAAAGAAAAUGAUAUAAUAUACAAAUAAUGACCACUCAUGAGGAUGAUGGUGGAAAUUAUCACUCCCAAGGUGGUGUUUAUACCGGCCCUUCUAUCACCCCUGAGGCGAAACAUCCGAUUACAGAGCAGUCCAUAUUUGUUUUAUAAUUUAUAUACCUCAUCCUUUUCAUUGAUUCAUGAAUAGGUCUAGAAAAGAAAUCCAACAUCAAGAGUCUAUUUGCUCCUCACAAUAACAUAUUUACAGUCUUUCGAACUUCAAAACAGUUUCAAAUAUCCAACGCUAAAAUAAAUCCAACAUACAGAAUUCCAAUCUAUACAGGUACUGCAGUAGGGUAGUACAGUUACUGCGGCUCACCGUAAAUUGCACAGCAUGAGCACCAUGACACUGUGGGAAUCGCCCGGUGAGGCAUUUGUAAUCCUGUGCGCUCUCCGUGUGUGCGAAAGCCGCGAAGGGUUACUCGUUCUAUCACAGGGUUUUGGCGUUCUAUCAUUUGACCUCAGGUCAAUUGAUAGAAUGCCAAAACCCUCUGACGCAAUGAUAGAUCGAGAUGCGCCUUUUCAUGUGAUAAAGUUUUGACCAAUUAGUGAUUUAAGAAUCUAUGUAUAUCAGGUAUAUAAUAAGAGAGGUUGACUACAUUUCAUAGAGGAUAUUGUUGCAGAGAGCCAGAAAGGCAUGAAAUCUCUGUUAGAAGAUCAAGUUAACCCACUUUUGGCUCAAAGCAGACAGUACCAAAAUGGCCAAGUACAGCUUAUGGGUUGCCAUAGAUGUACAGUGUACAGAGAGGAUAAAAAAAUGUGCUCAUCCUAGGUUUAGCUGUAAUUGAUGCUUGAUGUGAACUUUCAUUGAGACAUGUGCUGAAUAUACUAUGUAAGUAUCUAUUGAAAUAAAAGUACUGGUAGUGGGUCACGUCUUCAACGUAUUUGUUGGACUGAUUUUUUUUUUUUUCUUCACCAAGUGCAAUAUAUUAUGAUUGAUAAUUAUGCCAUUGUUAAUGGCUACUAUUGUACUGUUUGAUUUUCUUUUUCAAUAUGCUUUUGUUUUUGUUUGAAAAUAUAGUUUACAAAUGAAUGUACAGGUAUAUUAUAUUACAUGUACUUAUAAUGUAAAUAUGAUUGACAUACAUUGUAUAUAUGUACUGUGUUGGAUAGGCCGGUUGUUAUUUGAUUAAUGCUGUAAAUAUAGAAAUUGAUGCAAGUUAAUGUACUAAUAAUGUCAGCUGUCAUUCCUAUUCAGGACUGUGCAAAGACUAUUUUACAGUAUUCUUUAUCUUUCAAUCAUAUAAUUUAAUUCAUUUCUCAUCAAAAUCAUUUUUGUAUACCCCCCGGUAUGUCAAUGUAGAUGAAAUAUUAUUCAUUGAUCUGUGCCUUUUUAUAAUGUCCUUUUUUUCAUACAUAAUCAGGAAAUAUCUUUCAGAAGUCAAAUUCUGACAUUAAUGGUUCAUUAUCUUUGCAGUUACUUGUAUUAAAGUGUGUAAACUUUUUGCAUUGAUGAUGCAGUGACAAGAAGCUACAUUCUACAUUACUCAAAAGAUAAUUACCUCCUCUUUGGUGGACAUUCAAUGUACAUACAUGCUUGGAUAUGUUUUGCAAUCUUUUUUGAAGCUAAACUUAAUUUCAGCGAUGGAACUGCAUUUUGAAAGCACAGCUGGCCGAAAUCAAUUUUGGAUUGUAAAUCAUGUUGUAGAUAUCAUUUGUGUGGAUGAGCAAAAUGUAAGAUGUCAGUGGAUGUUUUUUUGCCCUUUUUUUCUAUAGUCAAAUGCUAUACAUGUACGAUUGGUUACUGAAACGUUUUUUUUUCUUCUAUCGCAAUCCAUUCCAACUAUGUAAGAGCUCUGUGUGUGUGACAUCUGGUUUAAUAAUCUGAGGUUCUGAUCCGUUUGAACUCAUGCAAUUUCCUUUUGCUUCCAAAGCAAUGUAUGCACAUAAUUCUAUCAGUAUUACUUUUCAACAUUAGUUUAGGUUUUUUAUGAAUAUUUGAUGACUUAUUUCAAAAUGAUUCAUACAAUACUGCAGUUCAUUUAUGCACACUGUGGGGCAUUUUCAGACUGACUUGUGGUUUCGAAGAGCUUUAUAUAAUUGAAUUAUUUUCAGUAUGUUAGAUCAUUUUGUUCAUUUGCUACUCAUUUGUUUAGACCCGUAAUUAUGUAUUCAGUUGUGUGAAUGGCAAUUUGGCAUUACUACUAAUAAUGUUUUAAUUUUACCAUUUGACUUUGUUAUUUUCAAUCGAGUGAUCUUCGAAAUACAACAACAAAUUUCAAGAUAACCAACCUCUGUGCUUCUAAUGGUAAUGUGUCUAACCAUAUUCAUGCUCAAUUGUUUUAAUAUACACCUAUUAGCAGAAGAUAUCGAGUGUUAUACCAAGUGUGCCACUUUUUUAAAGUUGAUUUUGAUAAAUAAUAAUAAUAAUAGGCAUUUGUAUAGCGCCGUCUAUCUAGACAAUUCUAUUCCGAGGCGCGCAAAAAAAAAAAAAAAGAAUGAGAGAGUUUGGAUGAGUGUCAUGGUACCAAGUACAGGUAUUGUUAAAAAAGACAAGAUUUCAGCUCGGAUUUAAAGGUCUCUAAGGAAGUUAUGAUUGAAUAUGUGUGAAUUUUAUAGAGGCUUGAUUGGACAAUAAAACUCUGCUUGAAUAAAACGCUGGGACUGGAUACGAGUGCUGUGAGUAUGGCGGUAUAGCCUUGUUAGUUUUGAACAGAAGGAUUUUGCUGCAGGGAUUUUGCAAAGUAUCGGUACUUUGUUUUGUUAUUUUUUGCUCUGUUCUGUAGCCUAUUACUUUGUUGUUGUUGUAUAUUUCUUUCUGAAUGUUCAUUUUGUUAUAGAGUCUAUAUAAGUGAAUGUAAUGUGUUAAUAUUUGCUAAUUCUUUGUAUAUUGUGCAUUUCCCCGCUUAUCUGUAGUACUGUAUCUCAAUAAUAAUCUCCAUAUUUGCAAUUAUAAUUAUCUAUUAAAAUUCCACACUACUAUGUCAAGUGUAUAGAAACCUUUUUAGUAUAAUGCACUAUAUCAGAAUUGACUUAUUAUUAUUAUUAUCAUUAUGAGACAAUAUAUCUGUAAAUUUUCACACACAUACAUAAUCGCAACAAUACUGGUAAGGCAGAGAGCAUAUCUCCUUGUAAUGGAAAUAUUAAUAUUUUAUCAGGGGAUGAAUUAUCUAAACAUAUUUUGCUCUCUGUUUUCUUUAUCAAAUUCAGUUGAAAUUGGCAAAUAAUCAGGAACUUGCUAUAGAUGAAUAACUUAUUUUAGAUUACCCUUUACAGUUACCAGUUUGUCUUUAUUAUGAUAAAUCUUGUGCUUUUUGUUAGAUUUUCAAGGCUAUAGGGAAACUCAGUUUUUCUGUCUGCCCAAUCUUUGCAGGACAACGGUAGAAAUGAAGGAGCCUCGAUUAAGGCUACAUACAUAAACCAUAACUCCAUCAUUUCCUUUCAUGUGGCUAAAUAUCCCCUUUCAAGGAAAUCCUCUGACAUUCAAUUUACCAGUCCAAAAGAAAAUUUGUCAUGUAUAUAUAGUCACAGAAAAAAGAAGAAAAAAUGUACAUGUGCAUUGAAACAUACAACAUAAAACGAGUGAAACAUAUAUAGCACUUAAACAUUAUAUUCAAGUUUGUUCAUAACUCCAGAUUAAUUACCAACACAAUAUUACAUUGUAAUUAUUAUUAUUAAUAUUAAUAUUAUUUUUUUUAGUAUUAAUAUUAUUAGUUUGACUCAUUGUCUCAUCAUAGUAAAAUAUUGUUAGGCUACAGACAAGAGGGACCAAAGAAAACAUGAUUUUACCAAACUCUCAACCUCUACCAAGAAUGUACACUUAUUACUCGUAAUUCAAUAAACUAAAAAAUGAAUGUUGAACAUUUUUACCUUGUACAGUAUUGAAUCAAGCACUCAUGAUUGAUGAGUGCAUUGUGUUCAUGUUGGUUGUGUAAACAUUAGAUCAGUAGAGUAAAUCACAUUUGCUAAAAGAAUAUUGUUUGUCAUCACUGCAUCUAAAAAUAAAGAUUAUUUUAUAACUGAAA
Strongylocentrotus purpuratus (purple sea urchin) is the source of this 8057-nucleotide messenger RNA. Its product is annotated as CMT1A duplicated region transcript 1 protein. The transcript has 10 exons. The record is from RefSeq and is a predicted model, not a curated record. Lineage: Eukaryota; Metazoa; Echinodermata; Echinoidea; Camarodonta; Strongylocentrotidae. The coding region runs from base 244 to 4068 and encodes 1274 amino acids. Gene Ontology annotation, molecular function: protein binding.